UGCCAAGAUUGGAGAAGUUAUUGCCUUCACUUACUCGAGAUGACAUCAAGGAUCUGUUUCCUGGUCCUGAAAAUGUUCACAGGCGGCGGGCUAUAUGGCUUGUUGUGAAUAAGGUUGAAACGCUAAGUUCCAUAUUAUGCACAUUAAGUUAAGAUAAUGAUAAAAUGUAAGUGCAUCCACAGGUCUAUCUGAUAGCAUCAAUUUACAAAUAUUUUCAUUUUAAAAUUGUAUUUAUUUUAGCCAAAGCUCAUUCUUUGGUUAAAAAAAGGCUUGACAAGUCAGUGUAACAAUAGUGUAAGUCCAUAUUUAAACAAAAUUCAGCAUGAUCUCUGUUCUUCGUGGGCAGUUAUAUAACAGUUAAUUGUUAUUGCACAGGGGUCUCAUGUUGUAUGGGCUUUACAUUUUGGCUGGGCUAUAUGAUUAUUACAGAGCAAAAAACUCAUUCUGUGGGAAUAUAUUUAUGACGGAAAGUUAUCCUAUGAAAUAUGUAAAUGUGAAUGUAUUUUAGGUGGAGACUGCUGCUGAACUACCACAACCAUCAGCGACUGGAGGCAGUAGUCCUUCACAAGAAGAGCCCAACCCUUCCAAGUUCGUGGUUAUGUCCAGCCCAGAAUACGUAGUUUACACAGACAGUGAACUUGAACAGGUGCGACGCUCCUACUUCGAGCAGAAACGGUUGGGGACUGAGAACAUCGUGGAUUUAUCUAAGGAGCUCUUCUGCCGGCUCAUUAGAAACACUAUGUGUAAUAUGAUGUCAAUUGCAAGAGCCACAAAAGAUGCCAGAUACCCAACAAGACCAGAGGUCAAUGCCAUGGCAAAGCGAUUGGUGGAAUAUUAUCCAAUGCUAAAAGACUGGGGGCAUGUUGCCAAAAAGCUCAUGAAGAGGCUAUCGAAUGUAAGAAGUCCCCAGAAGGGCACUCCUACUGCAAAGAAACAACGGCGUGAUGUUGGGGAAAUAACUACAAGUGACUACGACGGGGAUUCAAGUGCUUCUACGGUCAUUCUUGAGCAGUCCCCAGUCAGAGCCAGCACCCCAGUGCAACACCUGGAUAGCAGUGAUGAAUGUGGUUUGGGUGACUUCUUGGACAGCCAGAAAAGCCAGGCAAGGCACUUCAAGACACUGCAAGAGAUGUGCCGGUCCAGGAAGCCAAAAAAAGCUUCAGUAACCCAUUUGCUGAACUUGGAGUUUCAGGCGAGAAGACGCUUUAUAACCUCUGACACUCUUAGAGAGCAAGACCGACCCAGCAAGAUUCUGGAGGCAUAUUCCUGUUUCAAAGACUUGGAUCAUGUCCUAGAUGAGUUGCAAAGGAUAAUACAGCCAAACAAUGCCCACUACAUCUCGGAGAUGAGGAAGAGAUGGGACGACUUUUAUUCAAAGGUCCAAUUUUAUGGGGUGAUGAAGAAAGUGAUGAAACCCCCUAAAACGUUGGAUGGAGUGGAACAUGCCACUGCUGUGUUCAGAGCCCUGCCACUGCUCUUCUCAUCCAGCACUAUGCCACCUAAGAAGCUGGGCGCAAGCAGCGAGGCUGUUUUCCAUGUCCUUACGGCUUCAGAAGACCCUGAUGCAUACUUGCGCCAGCGACCCCUGUCCUGUCCAGUUUUGCUCGUCUAUGAGGAUAACUGCAUGAUCGCCAUUGGAAACACACCAGUGACCACCUUUGACAGGAAGAAGUUUCAUGAAGGCCUGCUCUACCUCUUGGGGUAUUACUAUUGCCUGCACCUCACUUAUCCAAAGUUCAUUUCCACACUGCUCUCAGUAUUGCAAACUGAGGUUCUCCAGGACUCCCUCCAUGACCGAGAUUUAACUGCUUCCUACAAAAAAGCCAUUGCCGAGUGGAGGUCCUUCAUUGAGUGAUUGACUAUUGAUAUCUCUAACUAAAAAAACAGCUCAGUUUGAGAGUCAGGCCCAUGUUAGCCACGUGUUUGCUGAGGUCCUUCAUUGAAUAUGUUACUGUUUGACAUGUUUGUUUCUGUCAAAUAUUCAAAACAGCAGCUGGAAGUGUUUUGUUUUGUUUUUAUUAUUUUAGUUUUUACUUUGUUUGAAUAGCUGCAUAUUUUCUCAAAUCUCUUAAUAAACAAAAUGCUAAAAACAAGAUGCUUCUGUGCCUUAAUUUGAGACGAAUGAACUUAUUUUUAUU
Gadus macrocephalus (Pacific cod) is the source of this 2138-nucleotide messenger RNA. RefSeq lists its product as uncharacterized. NCBI's taxonomy places the organism in Eukaryota, Metazoa, Chordata, Actinopteri, Gadiformes, Gadidae. The coding region runs from base 599 to 1855 and encodes 418 amino acids. The record is from RefSeq and is a predicted model, not a curated record. The transcript has 6 exons.